Lodderomyces elongisporus is the source of this 681-nucleotide messenger RNA. RefSeq lists its product as uncharacterized. The coding region runs from base 1 to 681 and encodes 226 amino acids. Gene Ontology annotation, molecular function: nascent polypeptide-associated complex binding. The transcript has a single exon. Lineage: Eukaryota; Fungi; Ascomycota; Pichiomycetes; Serinales; Debaryomycetaceae. The record is from RefSeq and is a predicted model, not a curated record. Gene Ontology annotation, cellular component: mitochondrial outer membrane.
AUGACAAACAGCCACAACGCCCCAUCUAACGAGCAAAUUAAGAAGGAUCUCAAGAAGGAUGCCGAAAACAUUGAGAAGAAGGCAGAAGUUGAGCUUGAAAACGCUAAGGAGCAAGGCGCUGCAAAGGCCAAGGACUUGAAGAAGCAAGGUUCAGCAAAAGCUCAAGAAUUGAAGAAGCAAGGUGAAUUUGAGGCUGAGGCUUUGAAGGAAUCUGGAAAAGAGCUUUACGAAGCUGCUAGUGAAAGAGGUCAACAAAUUUACGACGAUGCAAGCAAGAGGGGCGAAGAAGCUUUUGAUGCUGCUAAAAAGGAGUUCAACCACUUGGAGAAGGAGGGCAAAAAUCUUUGGCAACAAUUUUGGUCAUGGUUCCAAACCAAGUCUAGCGAAGCUGGCAAAUAUGUACAACAAUCAGCUAGCCAAAUCCAAAAGGCUUCAGGCAAUGCUGUGAGCAGAGUCGGCAUUGAGUUGCAGAACCCAGUUGUUGUUGCUCAAUUGGUUGUAGCUGCCGGUGGUGCUGCCGCUGGAUACUUGGGUUACUUGGAGAGACACAGAAUCAGAUCAGAUAACAAUGCUGUUGUUGGCAUCCAUGCCUCAAUCGUCACCGGAUUGGUCUUGCUCGAUGGUUUCUUGUUUAACAAAUACUACCCACAAUACGACAAAAAGAGAACAACCGUUGCUUAA